AUGCUUUGCAGGGCCACCGAAUGGAAGGAGGGGGAUAUUCAGGAGCCAUCCUCCGGCAUCCACCGAUCUUUGGCGAUGGACUUUGAUGCUGUGUAUCAAGGGCAGCAUGAUGUGUUGAGCCGUGCUGCUGCUCCGAUGGCUCCUGUCGAAGAGGCAUCGUCAUCGAUGCAUGGCCCAUGCAUGGAGACCUUGCUUGAGGAUGCAGAUGAGCCAAAGAGUGCAGAGGAGUCCCAGCAGGAGCCAGAGAUUGCGGAGGAGCCCGAGCCGGAGAUGGAGAGUGCAGAGGAGCCUGAGCCCAGUUCCGGGGUUUGUGGUCCUAUGCCAUUGGAGGUUUUGGCGCCAGAGCCAUCGGUCCAUGGAAGUGAGGCGGAAGAUUUGCUGCAGGUGGAGGGUGAGGCAUUCGACCACCAGCAGCAGGUCGAGCUGCGGCAGAAGUUGCAGGAGAAGAAUCGCGCUCGCGGCGGAGGUCGCGGUCGCUCCCGUGGCCGUGGCAGGGGCAGGGGUCGAAAGGCACCGCCGCCCAGUGAAAAUGAUGAAGAGAAUGAAGAGUUGGUAACUCCGAAUGCCAGAGGGGCUGCAGUGCCAGAGGAGACACCCAUGGACAAGGCUUGCAGGACGAAGCGCGGUGCUGCCUCGGAGGAGCCUGUGGAGCCCAAGCCCAAGCGGGCGAAGGCAGCAGCGAAGAAAGGGGCGGCCAAGAGAAUGAUGAAGCGACCAGCUGCAGCCAGACGCAUUGCUGAGGAGCAGCCCGUCCAUGCUGAGGCAAUCGUGCCUGAGGCAAAUGGUGCAGAAGCUUCCAUGCCUGAUGCAGAUGGGAUGACCGAGCCAAGUGUGCCAGAGCCGUUGGAUGAUGCAGAGCCUGAGCCAAGAGUGGUUGAGCCGUUGGCUGAUGCAGAGCCUGAGCCCAGAGUGCCUGUGCCAUUGGCUGAAGAGCCGGAGGAGGCACCCAUGGGUGGUGAUGGGCAUGAGGAUGUGCCGGACGAGGUGGUGCCACCUCGCGGUCGUGGUCGUGGCCGUGGUCGCGGUGCCAAAGGCCUUUCCGAGGAGAAUCGCAAGAUUUGCAGGGCGCUGGUCCAGCAUGGGCGGAAUUACAAGCUGGAGCUGUAUUGGACCAGGAGUGUGAUCGGAGUUCGCCAGAAGAAUGGCCCACAGGUCUGGAGCAUGAGCUUCAAGAAUUUGAAGGUCGGCAUCCUCGUGGCCAACGAGAUUGUCUCCCUGUUGGAUCGUGAUAUGAACAUCCAUGGUGAGGAGAUGACGAAUACCAUCAGGUCUCAACCAAUGCCCGGCAACAAGCGGCUGCUGAAGCUAGUUCCAAGCGCAAGCCUGGUGAUGGAGCUGGCAGUGCGCCAUGGAAGGGAGCAGCCUGCCUUGUUUUUUGUUUGCUUCUGGGAGUUCAUAGCUUCAAGCAUCAUGGCACAAUGGUCCCUGGAUGUGUUGGUUCUUUGUGUUGCCAUCCUCCUCCUGGUCUACAAUGUGGACUUGGACAAGACCUGGGCAUACAAAUUUGGUGAGCUCUUCGCGGGUGUUGCCAAUGUCACGGCUGCUCGGUACUGGUUCGCUCCUCUUGGGGACACUAGCAAGGAGUGGGUGGUCCGGGGAAAUAUGAUGGCAUCCAGGGUCAUCUUGCUGGCCCACCUCGCAGCGGUGCUUGGCCAUGUGUUCAUCAUUGAGCAACCUGGUAGUGCUCGCUUUGGGGACCUUCCAUGUUGGAGACAUUUCGUCGAAAACAUUUGCUAUGUUUCUUGCUUCAAUUCAGAGUUGGUGGAAGCUGUAGGACAAGCAGUGGUGACAGAAGUGAAGAAUAUCACAUGCGAUGAAGCAAUAUGA
This is a messenger RNA of Symbiodinium sp. CCMP2592, 1827 nucleotides long. NCBI's taxonomy places the organism in Eukaryota, Dinophyceae, Suessiales, Symbiodiniaceae. The record is from the annotation of a GenBank genome assembly.